This is a messenger RNA of Xiphophorus couchianus (Monterrey platyfish), 3449 nucleotides long. RefSeq names its product sodium- and chloride-dependent GABA transporter ine. The transcript has 13 exons. Bases 308 to 2077 code for a protein of 589 amino acids. The record is from RefSeq and is a predicted model, not a curated record. Gene Ontology annotation, molecular function: amino acid:sodium symporter activity. Lineage: Eukaryota; Metazoa; Chordata; Actinopteri; Cyprinodontiformes; Poeciliidae. Gene Ontology annotation, biological process: nitrogen compound transport; amino acid import across plasma membrane; sodium ion transmembrane transport. Gene Ontology annotation, cellular component: plasma membrane.
AUACAGAUUAACAGACCGGUGAAGACGGUUAGGUUAAGGAUGCCUGGAGGUGGGGUUGAGACAGAUUGUCCCACGAUGUGAUAUUUUCUGUCCCCCUGCCUUUCAAACAGCUCUGUUUAGAUAAAACACUAAAUUCAGGAAGGUAAUUGGCUUUCUGCUUCUGUGAUCUUAGAGAUUCUUUGGGUGUAUAUGAUCUUAAAUAAACUGAAUUUCAUUGAAUAUUAUAGCUUUAUAGAGUUUACUGGAGAGCACAGUUUAUUUAUGAUCCCAAAACACAUUAGAUUUUAGCUCAUCUCUACCAGCUGCAAUGGAGCUCGCAGAGGAAAACUCAAAGCCACUGUCAGAUGCCAAAACCAGCACCGACGGUCCUGUGGAUACAGGAGCUCAGAGACCCACGUGGAGUGGGCAGCUGGACUUCAUCCUGGCCACGGUGGGAUACGCAGUGGGACUGGGAAACGUCUGGAGGUUUCCUUACCUGUGUUACAGCAGCGGCGGAGGUGCUUUUAUUAUCCCCUACCUCGUCAUGGUUUUCCUUUGUGGAAUUCCUCUGCUCUUCAUGGAGUUUGCUGUUGGCCAGUAUUCUCAUUUAGGGCCAGUGCAUGCAUUCGCCAAAAUCUGCCCCCUCUUUAAAGGUGUAGGUCUGGCCACAGUUGUAAUCUCCUUUGUCUUCUGCACAUUCUACAAUGUGCUGAUGGGCUGGGCAUUUUUCUACUUGUUCAACUCAUUCAGAGGAACUCUCCCCUGGUCAUCUUGCAACAACACUUGGAAUGUCGUUGGAAACUGUUCCAGCGGUUUUCCUGGCAAUGCCACCCAUCUGCAGUCUUCAAGCCAGCAGUUCUUUGAUCACAAACUUUUAGAGAAGACCAGUGGGAUUGAAGAAGCUGGUGGCCUACAGUGGGAAGUAUUUGGCUGUCUUCUUCUCUCAUGGAUCAUCAUUUAUUUAUGCACAUUUAAAGGAGUCAAAUCCACAGGCAAGGUGGUGUAUUUCACUGCUGUCUUUCCAUACUUUAUCUUGUUCGCCCUGCUUAUCAAUAAUGUCCAGCUGCCUGGAGCAAAGGAGGGCAUUCUUUAUUUUAUAACACCUGAUUGGAGCAAACUGUUUGAAGUCAAGGUUUGGGUCAGUGCAGCUGCCCAGGUGUUUAACUCACUGGGAAUAGCAUACGGCUGCAUGAUUUCAAUGGCUAGCUACAACAAGUUCAACAACAACAUCACCAGGGAUGUGUUAAUAGUAUCAUUAGUCAAUUCCUUCACCAGUAUCCUGGCUGGCCUUGUAAUCUUCUCAGCUAUUGGCUACAUGUCUUUUAAACACAAUCUACCAGUGGACAACAUAGCUACAGAUGGUCCUGGUUUGGUGUUUGUUGUGUAUCCUGAAGUUCUCUCCACCAUGCCUGGUUAUCAGUUCUGGGCUCCAAUGUUCUUCAUCAUGCUGCUGUGUCUUGGUCUUGACAGUCAAUUUGGCAAUGUGGAGGUGGUCGUGACGUUCUUGAAGGACGAGCUUGGAGUCAAAGUUCUUAGGUACCUGAAGAGAGAGGAGCUUCUUGUUCUGGUUGUGUGUUUUGCGGGGCUUCUUUUGGGAAUCCCUCAUGUAACUCAGGGAGGCAUUUACGUGUUCCAGCUGAUGGACUACUGCACUGCUGUGGGUUCCCUCAUAUUCCUGGCUUUCUUUGAAAUAGUGGCUGUAUGCUGGAUCUUUGGAGUCUCUCGUCUUUCCCUGAUGGUGAAGAGGAUGCGAGGCGAGUCUCCGAGCCUCUUCUUCCGCCUCUGCUGGCUGCUCCUCUGCCCCCUACUGAUGCUAAGCAUCCUGGUAUCCAGCAUUGUUCAUUACAUGCCUCCUCGCUAUGGAGAGUACAUGUACCCACUGUGGGCUGAGUUAGUGGGGUGGGUCGUCUCACUGGUCUCUAUAGUGUGGAUCCCACUUUGUGCUGUUCAUGAGAUCUACAACAGCAAAGGAUCACUUCUUCAGAGAAUGAAAAAAGCUGUGGCCCCUACAUUAGACCUGGAUGCCAUGGAUCCUCAUCCAAAGAAGCAGAAAGCAGACAAACCAGUGUUGAAAAAACUGUUAAGAUCAUCUGUGUAACCAGAGAGUGAAAACCAACUCUGUGUGUGAAAUGAUUAGUCCUGUGGGAUGCUUAGAUAUUUUAGUCUUUGUCUGUUUUUACAAGGUCAUGUUUUUAUGAAAGACAUAACUUUAAACAAACUGUAAAUUUUGAAGGUUUUUAAUUUUUUCUGUAAAAAACCUUUGGUUUUAUCCAUCAUCUGAAGGAUAAAUAACAACAAUUUGCUUUUAGAAUCUUACUGUUAUGUAAAAAAUAAAACUUAUUCUGUAUGCUUUGUAAAUGCAGGGAUGUUAUUCUCAGGGUGUUUUUGACUAUUGUGCUUGGUGGGCUUUGUGGCGCAUAAUGAAUCUGUGGAACUGGCAAUUUAUGCUUUUGUAAAUCUGAAACACAACAGCUGCUUCAGUAAUGACACAUUCAGAUCUAAUGUGACAACAAGUCGGUAAUAAACCAAAAGAAUAAAUUAAAGAAUCAAAUCAACCAAGUUAAAUUCUGAAUUUGUGGCUUUAUACCUACAAUAAGAGGAAAAACAAAGGCUCACAUGGAGCAAGGUUAAACAUAAGGAGAUGUUUCAUGAAAAUCUAAAUCCAAAAAAUAAUUGUUUACAAUGUGUCUGAGCUUAUAUGCUGCAGACAUUAGACUUUAUUUCCAUUGCUCAUCAAUACUUCUUUAAAAUAAUCCCUUAUAAGAGACCCACCUUCACAUUUACAGAAGAUUAAAUAAACCAAUCAGUCCAGAUUGAUGAUUAACCUGCUGGGGAAGAUUUUGUCUGAUAUCUUUUUAGACAUUAUAUUUUAUUCAAAGUUGUGUUAUACUUCUCUUAGCAAUAUUUAGUUUCAACUUUAUCCUUGUUUUAAAAAGUGUAAAGUUAGAAAGACAGUUCAUGUCUUUCUAAAGUUUAUGUGAUCAAAUCUGUUAUUCAUUUGAAUGAAUGUUUGGACCAAAGUUACUGAACAUGUUUAUUAAACAUAUUAAGCAAUAAGAAUGCGACUAGAUGUCCUAUUGUUGAAAUGUAAUUUAUUACAACUCAAGCUUUGUGAUUGUUUAACAGUCUUAGAGAAAAUAUAAAUGAUUUACCGGUACUCUGUGUCUGUAAGGGGAAAAGUCAAAACUCAAUGAACGGAAAAACUUUGGUCAACAAUGAAGCUGUAAUUUUUCAACCUUAGGAAGUAAAUAUAAACGGCAGAAAUGGUGAUGUAAUGAAAAAUUGUCUAUGAGGUUCUGACUUACCUUCUUGGCUAUUUCUGUUGCUGACUAAGAAAAAUAUUUGUCCUGCUGGAGAUGUCUGGAUCAAAAAGUAGUGAACAUAUUCUUUGAGAAAUGCAUAUCAUUAUUCAAGUGAGAAGUAAACAUUCGUCUCAAUUACACUUCUUCUGAUAUUCAGUAAUAAAAAUA